Messenger RNA from Pipistrellus nathusii (Nathusius's pipistrelle), 1704 nucleotides. Lineage: Eukaryota; Metazoa; Chordata; Mammalia; Chiroptera; Vespertilionidae. The record is from the annotation of a GenBank genome assembly.
AUGGCGCCCCUGCCCCUGUGGCUGCUGUGGCUGCUGCUGCCCCUCGGCCCGCGGGCCCAGAAGCUGCCCACCCGCAACGAGGCGCGCUUCCAGAGGCAGGUCCUCGACCAGGCCCUCUUCCAGGACUCCGCGGUGCUGCCCGACGGAGCGGAGGUCCGCGGCUACCUCUUCCGGGACACGCCUAAGAGGUACUUCUUUGUGGUGGAAGAGGACAACACCCCACUGUCUGUGACCGUGACUCCCUGCGACACCCCCUUGGAGUGGCGGCUGAGUCUGCAGGAGCUGCCGGAGGAGGCCAGCGGGCGGGGCUCCGGCGAGCAGGAGCAGGAGCCGGAGCCGCUGGAGCAGCAGAGGCCGCGGCCCACGCCCGGGGCGGGCGCCACGCUGCUCUCCUACCGUGGCAACGACGUGGAGGCCUUCGCGGCGGCCGGCGCGCCCGCGGGGCUGUACCGGCUGGAGCUGCUGUCCACAGAGCGGGACGCGCCCUUCCGCGUCUACGCCACCACCACGCCCGCGUCCGACCGGCCCUACCCCGAGCUGCCCCGCGACCCCCGCGUGGACGUCACCGCGCUGGGCCACACCACGGCCACGCUGGCCUGGAAGCCCAGCCCCACGGCCGCCGGGCCGCACCAGCCCGUGGCCUACUGCGUGGUCGUCGGCCGCGAGCACAACUUCAAGAGCCUGUGCGCCGUGGAGGCGCGGCUGAGCCCCGAGGACGCCUUCAUGGCGGCCCCGCGGCCCGGCCGGGACUUCAGCCCCUUUGACUUCGCCCGCUUCGGGUUUCCCCCGGGCAGUCCGGGCGGCGGGGCGCGGGGCCCCCGGGCCCGGCCGCCCCCCCGGCCGCCCCAGGCGGAGCUCCGGAAGGUCUGCGUCGGGAACAAGACGGCCUUCAUGGUGUCCGGCCUGAGGCCCGGCACGCAGUACUACUUCGACGUGUUUGUGGCCAACGCCCGCACCAACGCCAGCACGGCCUACGUGGGCACCUUCGCCCGCACCCGGGAGGAGGCCGCGCCCGCGCCGCUGGAGCUGAAGGAAGGGAAGGCGACCGAGGUGUUCGUGAAACGGCGGGGGGCCGCGCUGCUGCGGUUCGCCCCCGCGGCCUCCCACCAGAAGGUGGCCUUCCUGGUGCACGCCUGCCUGGACGCCGUGCGGGUGCAGGUGCGUCGGGACGGGAGGCCGGUGCUGUCCCAGCGCGUGGAGGGCGUGCGGCAGCUCCUGCUCCGCGGCCGGCCCAAGGCCACGUACCUGCUCCGGCUGACGGGCGGCCGGCAGGGGGCGUCCCUGCUGAAGGUGCUGGCCACCACGCGGCCGGACAAGCACGCCUUCCCACCCCUCCCCGAGGACACGCGGGUCAAGGCCUUCGACCGGCUGCGCACCUGCUCCUCGGCCACCGUGGCCUGGCUGGGCACCCAGGAGCGGAGCAAGUUCUGCCUCUACAAGAGGGAGCUGGGCGGCGCCGACGCCGACGGGCAGGGGAGGAGGGCGCGGAACCAGUGCCUGGGGCCGGACACGAGGGACAGGUCGGAGAAGGUGCUGUGUAAGUACUUCCACAGCCGGAACCCGCAGCGGGCCGUGACCACGGAGACGGUGCGCGGCCUCCAGCCGGGCAGGGCCUACCUGCUGGACGUGUACCUCCUGGGGCACGGCGGGCACUCCGUCCGGUACCAGAGCAAAGUCGUCAAAACCCGCAGGGUCUGCUCGUGA